UACCUGAGAAAAAUCUCUUGGCUACCAUAGCCACUGUGUGGAUAAUUUUCAAGCUAACAUUUAUUUUUCUGCUCUCUGCUUCUUCCCUAAGAUUUUGAACUUUUCGUCUUGAAGCAAAGCUGCAAACAUGAAAAACUUUGAAUUACAGGCAAAGGCAUCUAUUCUGUUUCCUCAACCAAACUGGAAAAAUCAAUCUGGCACAAAAGGUAUCAAUGACUUCAUAUGCUGGAGAAGAAAAAGGAUGCAUUAUUUUGGUGGGAGUCAGAAAAUUUUAAAAGUAACCAGCCGUUCAUCAUGGCAGCCCUGCUUGUCUUCCCAGGAAAAUGUUUUCAAGCAAUUAGCAUUAAAGAACCCUGCUUUUAAUAAGGCUGUUCCUUACUACACAAGCUUUGUGACUAGUGUAACUUUGUGGGACAGAGGAGUUUACCACCAUGAUUGUAAGCACCACCAUAAGGGACCUUCAUUACCAUGCCCCAGGUUUACAGCUCAUAUGAAGAUCUCACCUGGUACUCGUGAGUCAACCUAUAUGCUUGGUACCACAUUCCAGGAUCUUCCUGUCAAAGAGAUUAAUCAAAACAGGGAAAUUAUUUCUACUCAGAGAUGCCCAUGGAAAAAAUCAGGCUCUUUUAGAAGAGGACAGAAACAGGUUUUUCAAACAAAAUUACCCAUAUACAGAGAAUAUAAAGUUCCAGAAUUACCUCCACCCAGCAGGGCUUCUAGUGAGGAAGAUCUAGCUCAUGCAGUUAUUCACCCACAUGCUCCAUCAAUGAGAAACCAAGAGAUGCCUCUGGCAGAAACUACUAGAUCAGCAGAAUUAAAAAAAGAACCUGAAGGUCCUAAACUCCUAGGAGAGAACACAGAAAUUAAUGAAGAUACUGGAUUAGAUGAGUUGGACAGGGUUCAAGACAGCACUGUUCCAUUGGUCUCUGAAAUAGAAUGUACUUCUUCAAACAUCAGUAGGCCAACUUCAAGUGUGAUUAGCAACCAGACUUCAUUCAGCUUUGAAAGAGAUACUAACUUGUCAGAUUUUUCUGGAAAGCUUUCUAGUGCUACCAUCAGCAGAAAGGGGAGCACACCUCUUUCUCGGCUUUGCCCUUCCUCCUUGUCCAUUUCUGCAAUGGCUUCCUCAGGCACAGAACUUGAAGCAGACAGUAGCAGCAGCCAAGUCUCUAACCAGUCUGCUCUACAGAAAGGCUCUCUUUUGGUGGCAAAUGGUUACUGCAACAAUAUUCUGAACCCCAGCCUGAACAGUUCCAGUUACCAUGGCACUGCAGACAAUCUCCAGGCUUCAUCAUAUUCUGUGAAAAAAUGCUCAGGGCAAACACCGUCUUUCGUAGAAAUUUGGCAUGACCGUCUCCUUCACCACUGGCCUGUUCUUCCACCGAUCUCCCCACAAAGAGCAUUUUCAGAUACUUCAUGUUAUGUCAGAUCUCAGGUAACCGAACUUACCAGUGGUAUGCAGGAGGCAUUUGAAGAACUUGAAGGAAUUAGUAUAUUUUCAGGCUCCUCUUUGUCCCAGCACAACAGAAGUGACUCCUUUGAUGAAACUAGCAUACAUCUAUCAGAAGCUUCCCAAAGAGCAGUGUCUUUGAGUAUUGGAUGUAUAAGUGAAGAUGAAUCUCUUACUGAAGUCAGAUUUUCCUUGUUGGAUCACCAGAACUGGGAAAAGGCAGAUCAAGACACUGGUAAUCAGAAUAAUAUGAAGGAAUGGGGCAAUGCCAUAGAAGACAUUUCAGCACUUAAGAUAAAAAAUAUUAUUGGAUUUACUGCCCUAGAUGCCAAUGGCUUCCUGCUUCAUCCUGCACCUGCCUUCUUGAAAGAAAACAAGACAUCAGAUACUUAUUCAAAUAAUGGAAUAGCUGAUCAGCAGAGUAUCUACACAAUGUCUGAUGGAAUAACAUCAGGAAAUACUCUGAAGAAUGAAGCAGUGCAGCCAAAUAAAGAUGGAGGAAUAAAAUCAUCUACAACUGGAGCCUCUUUGGUUAAAGGCCAUGGUUCAGCUUUUCAAUUAACAGACAGGAAUGAAACUGCACCCAAGAUGGAGAAUGAGGAAGCUCACUUUAUUGGGCAAACACGCAAGAUUCAGGAUUGUACAGGAUUGGAAGAAUCAGCUGAAGAUUCCCAUGAGGAAAGCUAUUGUAUUGGAGCUGAGAGGUGUAGAGACUCUCAAAGUCCUGCAAACAGAGAGAGCCAUUUUAAACUGGAUAAUGGCAGCUUGCAAGAAAUAGAACAACAGCAAAAAACAAAAGAAAGGCAAGCACAAGUCCUACACAUUUACUCAAAACUCCACGAGACUCAAGCCUCUGCACACCGAGCACCUGAGACCAUGACUAUCUCCAAAUUUGAGGAUUGUGAGUUUUUUGUGUCUGAGUUUGUUUUUUGGUUGAUUACUCAAGAGAUGUACAAAGAUCAAAAUGGGGGGAAAGAUAGUAGCCAUCUCUAAUUCUUGCAUGCAGUGUACUUUGUGAAGGACCAAUGCAUAGACACUUUUCACUGUGUUGUCAUCAUUUAGACAUUGGCACUUCUAUAACUGCUGUUAAUCAGAUGGGCAAGAAUGCACCUUGGACUGUUAUGUCUUCUGUAGUAGUGGAAACUAAAUUACACGUGGAAAAUAUCUUUAAAUAUCUAUAGUACACAAACAGGCUGCAGCUGCAUAUGUAAAAAGGCUGGAUUGCCGCAAUAUACUAGUAUGCGUAUUUGUGAAAUUUCUCAAAUGUGGGCUUUGUGUGUGUAACCAUUGCGUGUAUGAUAAACAUUCUACAUUGA
Molecule: messenger RNA, 2766 nt
Organism: Gavialis gangeticus (Gharial)
Lineage: Eukaryota; Metazoa; Chordata; Crocodylia; Gavialidae
Exons: 11
Coding region: 128-2443 (771 amino acids)
Source: RefSeq, a predicted model, not a curated record